CCCAAGUGAGUUACGCCAAGGCAAAAUCGAAUCGUCCGCCGUAAGGAUUCAUUGGAACAGUACAAUCCAGUUUACUGGACCGACCAAAUAUAUCAUUAGUGUAACUGACGUUAGUAAUAACUCACAAUUGAAGAGUUAUGUCACAAACGAAGGAUGGUGGAUCGAUCAACUGGCUACAUACGCCGAUCUCUUUGACCUCGAUGCUUACUGGAAUUACUCCAUAGCAGUCACUGCGGAGACAUCGUAUGGAACUCAGGGACCUCUACGAAGUGAAUCCUCUACAAUCAUCGUUCAGACUGCUGAAAGCGUUCCGGGAAGACUCCAGAGUCUGAUCGCCGUAUCUGAGCAAGACGUGACGAAACCGCCAAUGUUGUACGUGAAGUGGCAGGCUCCCAAAGAUAGAGAUCUUAAUGGCAUACUUGUUAGAUACGAAAUAUAUUGUUCAAAUGGAAACCAACAGAUUAACGUUACCGCUUCAACACUGAAUCAUACUAUUCCGAUAUACAUCGACAACAAAUCAAACUUGACCGUUGAGGUUCGCGCCGCAACGAGUGUUGGACAUGGAGAGUCGUUCAGCGUGACGGUCGAAGUUAAACCAGGGGCACCGGAAGAGCCUCCAGAGACCCCGUCAAAUCCUCUGACGAAAAAGGAUCAUGUUACGGUCGCUGAUGACAAACAGAUGAUUGCUGUACAACUGUCAAAGACUUUCCUGUGUAAUAAUAAAACUGGCACACUUGUUCACUGGAGGAUAAUUAUUGCACAGGAAAGUAACGCAACAGGUGAGUGA
Molecule: messenger RNA, 787 nt
Organism: Dreissena polymorpha
Lineage: Eukaryota; Metazoa; Mollusca; Bivalvia; Myida; Dreissenidae
Exons: 6
Coding region: 368-787 (139 amino acids)
Molecular function (GO): protein binding
Source: RefSeq, a predicted model, not a curated record